Molecule: messenger RNA, 7516 nt
Organism: Corythoichthys intestinalis (scribbled pipefish)
Lineage: Eukaryota; Metazoa; Chordata; Actinopteri; Syngnathiformes; Syngnathidae
Product: SH2 domain-containing adapter protein F-like
Exons: 7
Coding region: 259-1668 (469 amino acids)
Molecular function (GO): phosphotyrosine residue binding
Source: RefSeq, a predicted model, not a curated record
UGUGACGUGUGUGGAGCACACGCACACACUACACUACAGUAGAGCGCCAACGUGAGCGUAGUGUUUAUUGUGUGAGUGUGUGACAGACUUCCACAGCGGAAAAGUGCCUUCGGCGAAGCGCCCCCCCGCUCCCCGGCCGGCUGUGGCUCCCGGCUGACCCGAGGACUUCACACCGUCAGGUUCGGACUCCUGGAACUUUCAAAGAAAAAAAAAACAAAAGUCGUGUCAUUUUUGGAUCGUGAGCGAUGCUCUGGCAGCAUGGCCAAGUGGUUCAAGGAGCACCUCGGUUUCAAAACUACCAAAGCACCCCCGCCGGCUCCCCCGAAGCCGGACUACCGACACUGCCUCACCGGUGUGCCCGGCGCGCCUGGCUUCCAACCGGGAACCACUUUCACGCUGAGCCCCGCUCAACCGGACAUUCUCGCCGCGUACAAACUCCAGAAGGAGCUGGACUUCGAGGAUCCGUACACUCCCGGUGGGAAUAUCGCCUUCACCGCGAGCUCGCCGGACAUCAAGUACGUCUCGCCGAAGCACCGACUCAUCAAGGUAGAGACUGUGGACAAGAGCAACCCGGCGCCGGGUGCUGGCGGUGGAAGCGGCGGGGUUGUGGCGGUCGUUCAAACCGUCGCCGUAGGCAGCGUGAAAUCUCCCACGUCGCCCCCCACGGAGCAGGACAGCAAGGAGAAGCUCAUUAUCCUGGAGGACUACGCUGACCCUUUUGAUGCAGAGCAGGCCGGCGGCACGCAGGUCAGCACGGAGAAGGUAACCACUGAGAACGAUGGUUACAUGGAGCCGUACGAGGCCCAGAAGAUGAUGGCAGAAAUUCGAUCCAGCAGUCGCGGGCCAAAGGACGGUGUCACCAAGCAGCUUCCUCUGUACGACACCCCAUACGAGCCCACCGAGAACGGCGGAGACUCUGACCCCGAACGUUCGCGCUGCCCCCGAGAAAGUCGACUGCCUCAGGACGACGAGCGGCCGGCCGAAGAGUACGAUCAGCCCUGGGAGUGGAAAAAGGAGAGGAUUUCCAAAGCCUUUGCAGUAGAGAUUAAAGUGAUCAAGGACCUUCCGUGGCCCCCUCCGGUGGGGCAGCUGAACAGCAGCUCUCCCCUGGUGGAGGAGCUGGAAUCACCCUCGCAGACGGCGCAACCCUCGCCCGGACAAGCCGCCAGUGAGCAGCACCACCAGGUCCAGUUUGACGGUGUGGAGAAGUCUCGAAUGUCGCCCACCAAGGAUGGUAAAACCCGUCCGUUGCAGCGACAUUCCAGCGGCUGCUUGGUGAACACCAAAAUGACGUCAGCCGAGCAACCCGCCUCAUCGGUAGGGGAACGUGUCGAUCCCAGCAUGGCCUUGGAAAGCCAAUUCUGGUACCACGGCGCCAUAAGUCGGACGGAUGCAGAAUGUCUCCUCCGGCUGUGCAAGGAAGCGAGCUACCUGGUGCGGAACAGCGAAACCAGCAAGAAUGACUACUCUCUCUCGCUUAAGAGCAGCCAGGGCUUCAUGCACAUGAAGCUGUCCAGGACAAAGGAGAACAAGUAUGUCCUCGGCCAAAACAGCUGCCCUUUCGACAGCGUGCCCGACAUCAUCCACUUCUACUCAAGCCGCAAGCUGCCCAUCAAGGGUGCUGAGCACAUGUCCCUGCUGUACCCCGUUGCCAUCAGGACACUAUAGUGUGCCACACAGACCAACACCCUUAUUAUGGAAAGGGACAUAUCAAAACUGCUGAUUCUGACUCAUCUCACUGUUUGACAGAUUCCCACGGAUAAGUCUUCAAUGCAGGAGCUAUUUUAGUUUAUUUAUGACCGAAACGUGCUUACUUCCCUCUUUUUUAUUUUGGGCAUUCCCACAUACAAGCUACAACGACAUUACUCAUGGCUCUUCAUCUAAAAAAUGUGGCUUUUCUGUAAGGUCACUACUAAGGAUGGGCAUUUUUACUCAAUUGUAUUUCAAAAUCAAUUUUACCACAAUAAGAAUAUCUCUAAAUGGUCUUAAUUUUAUUUUCAAUGCCAGUGUCAUACUGAGCAGAAUAACAAUACCCAAGAGAUACCAUACUUGAGGUUUGUGUGGAUGAGUAAAGAAACUAGUUUGUGGCUUUCAGGCUUUUGCGUAAGGCUUUGAUUUCACGUAAUACACACUAGGAAGACAAACCAGAAACAUUUUCAUGAUGGGUGACAACAGAGAAACAAGUUUGUGGUCCUACUGACUUAGGACAUUUGUGUCCUGAGUUGUUUUUUUGAUACUGGUUUCUAGUGUUGGGCAUCGAGCAUUGAUGGGAUCCGGUAACUAACAUUCCAGUUCUCCUGGAACCGUUCAAAUUUUUUUAUUUCGAUUCCAAGUUUCUAUGCCCUGACCGCCAAACGUAAAAAGUAGCUGCCGAAUACCACGAAAAAGUCACAUGAAAACUAGGUCUGUCAUGAAGAAAAUCAUAUGAAGUGGCUAAUUUAGCUCAGCACAAAAACGUGUUGCUUCCCUUCACAUAAAUGACAGAAAAGUAACAGAAUAAACACACCGAAAUGAUAUCAGACCUUCUGUUAAAACGUGCAAACUUACAGAUUUUGUUUUAUCAAGGGUAGGGUUGGGCUUCGAGCAUCGAUAGGAACCGGUUGUAACACUCCGAUGCUCCCGGAAUCGUUCAAAUUUUUUAAUUUCGAUUCCUUGUUUCGAUGACCUGACCGGCGAGUGGAAAAAAAUUGCUCGAGUUUAAAGACUGAUGUUUAUAUACAAGUUAUGAGGGGUAUUCAAAAAGUAAUGCACCCAACUUUAUUAUGUACAAACAAAUUAUAAUAGCAACAUGUAUUAUAAAUCAAAAUAAAGGUACAAGUGUGAGGAUUACAUUUUUACCUCUCCACAUAGUCUCCACCUCUCUCAAGAGCUACAGUCCACCUUUGAACGAGGGCAUGUAUACCAUUGUUGUAGAACUCAGCCGGUUGAUCUCUAAGCCAAUUCUUGACAGCAGUUUUCACUUCAUCGUCAUUGCCAUAUCGGUUGCCCUGGAGUCCUUCUGUCAUUGGACCAAAGAGGUGGUAGUCUGACGGUGUCAAAUCAGGAGAAUAUGGCGGAUGUGGUGGUAUCCCAUUCCAUCCAAAUGAAGUGAUGACCUCCAUGGUCCUGAUGCUUGUGUGAGGACGUGCAUUGUCAUGCUGGAGGAGCACGUUUGCCAUGUCCAAGUUGGGCUGAACACGUCAAAUUCUUGCUUUGAGCUUCCUAAGAGUCUGAAUGUAUACCUCCACAAACCCUAACCCUCAGAGUGGUUUCUCCCUCUGCAACAAGGAAUUUGAUUACAGCUCUUUGUUUCUGACGAGCUUCAAGAGGGGCAGCCAGUUUGAAAGCUAGUUUAAACUUUAAAAGUCUGAAAAUAAGAAAAACACAUAUAACAAUCGCAAAAAGGUGUCUCCUAUCAUGUUUGUGCCAAAUAUGAACAAGAUUGGUAAAAUCCUGUACGAGCAAUGCACUUGAGUGCAUUACUUUUUGAAUGCCCCUCGUAUAAUUAGCCCUGUGAGAAGUUCAUUUAAUUUCAAAAAACGGGGAGAAGUUAAGACUUUAAUAUAAACUAUGCAAUUUUUUGGAUCCUGCAUUUUUUUUUACCUUGCCUCUUAAAAGAAUCGGGAAUCGUCCGGAACCGGAAUCGAAACGUGGAAUCGGAACCGGAAUCGUUCAAUUUCAAAUGAUGCCCAACCCUAAUCAAGGGUUCCCAACGAUGUGUAGUGCAGUGGAGGUGUGUAGCAUCUGUACACCUCAAUGAUUCUUUUCAAAGUCCUUAUAGGUCACCACUAGGGGAAGCCAAGUGCACAUAGCAAAAGCAAAGAAAAACUGUAGAUUCGUUGGUUACGAUAGUUACGUUAGUGACAUCCUAUGGACAGAUGAACAAUAUAUCAGUUUGGGAAGAAACUUAAAAAGUAGUCAACUUAAGAUCAGGGACAGAACACUCUCCGCCUGGAAAGAUGUCAGUCUUUAAUUAACUUGUAGAAAUACAGUGGUACCUCGACAUACGAUCGCUUCGACACAUGAUCUUUCGAGAUCCGACGUAAAAUUUGACUUGACAUUUGUUUCUACAUCCGACGACAUGCUCUAAAUACGACAAUCUAUGACAGCACCACAGUUUGUUUUUCCGCAAGACGGACGCAUGGCAGAUUUUCUUGUGAGAGAAAUCAAUAUUGGUUCCUACAAUGUGAGUGCAGGUGGUGAAAAAAAGGAAAAAAGGUGAUGCUGACCGUUACCAUUGACAUGAAAAUAGAUAUGAUAGAAAAAUAUGAGCAUGGGGAGCGCAUCCAUGAUAUGGCUCGCUCAACAAUACAGCCGUUUGAUGGUCUAUGACGGUCCUCCUCCGUUCGCCAGUCUUUAUAAGUUAAGGUGGCAAUCAGUAUUGUGGUAACAUCGCCAAAGAAAUCGUCAGCUUCGUCAGGUUUCUAAUAAUUUAUUCCAUCAACUUGUGCCGAGUGUCCCCCGCAGCAAGUAAACAAGAUGAAAGUGAAACGAGCUCAGCCUUAAAAAGGCUCACUAUCAAAUCAGCCACGCGAUGCAUUCAGGUACACAACGCAAACACAUUCGCCACAAUAGAACCCGGUUUGUUACAUUAUUACAGGUAUUAUUAUUAUUCUGGCAAUUAUUAUUCCAAUUUUUAUUCACAAUGUAUUUGUUUUGCUCUUUGUAAUUGAUAUUUGCAAUAGUAGCAUCAGUAUUAAUUGAGAAUUUAGUGUAGGUUUUCAGGCUGUGGAACGAAUUAAUGGAAUUAUAAUGUAUUCUUAUGGAAAAACCCUGCUCGACAUACGACCAUUUCGACUUACAAACAAGGUCCUGGAACGAAUUAACUUCGUAUGUAGAGGUACCACUGUACCACCUAAAAUAAAUGACGCAAUACAAUAAAUGCCUGCAGCAUAAGACACUCUAAAACAUAGGCAAAAGAAUAUGUGUAAAUGUUUUCUCCGUGAGCUUUUGAAAAAUAAAGGAAAGAAACUUCAUCAUGUUCAAGUUCAAAGACUGAUAUUUAUAUACAAGUUAAAAAUAGCCCUGUGAGAAAUUCAUAGCAAAGUUAAUUGAAAGUUCAUAUAAUUUAAAAAAAUAAUCAAGAAGUUAAGAAAUGAAUAUAAACUACCGUAAUUUCCCGUAUAUAAGGCGCACCCGUGUAUAACGCGCACCCCACAUUUUCUUGUAAAAUCUAGGGAAAAUUAUUGUACCCGUGUAUAAUGCGCAGCUUAAUUUUAGCACCAAUAAAUAGGAGAAUACAAGAAAACAGAGCUCGUGUACAGAUACAGAAAUGUCAUUUUACUGACUGGUGAAACACAGCGCCAGCAUAGCACGUUGGUAGUUCAAAACAUUACCGUAAACUGACAAUAUGUACGGUAAUGAUAUGAUUUGACAACUUCUUCAACUUACCAGAAUCCAGGAGAAAACAAAACAGAUGUGACUUUUCUUUUAAAAGCUGCUGUAUAACUUGCUUGUUUCAUCAUGAUGAAUAAAUGUUUCUUCCAUGGUUUUAUACGGUAAAAUAAAAGUGAGGAUUUACGUCGGAAAUCGGAAAGAGUGCAUCACUGUACACUAGACUGUAACAAUAGGAACUAUUGCUAAUUGGGUUUGUUUCCCGAGGGACAGAUAUAGUUGACGGACACAGGAAGUCUGUGUUGUGUUACGUUUGUUAUGGUCCGAGUUGCGGAGCUGCAAUAAACAUUGAAUUAAAUGAGUUCAAGAAACUAUAUUCUGUGCUUUAUGAAGAGUGAAAAAAGCAGAAUUUAACACAGACGAAAUCAUUCGACCAAUCAGAGUGAAGUAUUACCGAAACAAAAUGGUGACGUCACGUACCGUAAUGGUCGGCAACAGAUCGCCGCAUACGUUUCUUCAACACAACAUGGUCAUGUCAAUAAAAAAAAAAAAAUCGGUCUUUACAUAUAUACAUAUAUAUAUAUAUAUAUAUAUAUAUAUAUAUAUAUAUAUAUAUAUAUGUCUCCACCCCUGUACCCGUGUAUAAUGCGCACCAUGAUUUUACAAGUUGAUUUUGGGGGGAAAAAGGUGCGCGUUAUAUUCGGGAAAUUACGGUAUGAAAUUUUUUUUACCCUGCCUAUCAAAAGAAUCAGAAGCGAGAAUCGUUUGGACCCGGAAUUGAAACGUGGAAUCAGAACCGUUCAAAUUCAAACGAUGCCCAACCCUAUUGAUUUCCAGUCAAGGAUCGCACUCAUUUUCUCUCUAUUACAUCAGAAUACCUAAUGGUUCACUAAUUCCUACUACGCCCAUCCUUGGUUUACACUAUGCACAUAGAUUCAUAUAAAAAAUGGGGGUGUGACGAUUGUCCGUGUCAGAGGGAGUCCGGUUUCUACGUUGAUGUCUCUUUCAUGUCACCAUCCAUACUCUCCACCAUCCGUCAGCGAGGGGGAGGCGUGUUACUCCAAUGACAGCGUAAGUGGCAAGGCAGGCUACAGAGAGAGCGUGAUAGAUGGAUCAACCUGUCCGAAAAGCACCAAUGAAAGAACUAAACCCCCCUUUUAACCCUGGAGCCAUCCUCUCUCCCCCCUGCAACUACGCCUGCAUUGUCUACCUCAGAAAAUCAAUACCAUUCAGCCAUCUGUCUGCGGAUCAAUAGGUACAGUGGGAUGGCCCGCAUCGAUCUGCUCUCUGCUCCCCAAUUUCUUUAAAAUCACAUCAUUUAGAAUUUUUUUAAUGGAAAAAAAGGACAAUUCCAGCCCAGCUUUGGUGUGUUUUAGUCACUACUUCGAUGCUGUGUGAUGUCAAAUGUUGGUUUGAAGCCUUAUAAUGCAUGGAGAUCAGCUGACUACAAUCCUGCUUUGAAAUGAUUGUUCCCUGACUGUAAUUUAUUGGUGGGCUGAUUACGCCCCUUUUUGUCGUGAUCGUGUUCUCCGGAAAGACUUCUGUGGUGCUCUAUGUUUUGCUCUUUACUGCUCGUUACGCCUCAGCCCAAUUCUUCCUUACCAACACAGCGCAGUUUGUUGGAAGCCCGAUGAACAUUUAAACUGGAACUUGAUGCAUUCACGCCUCCAUUUCAAAGACUCAACGCUUAGUCGUGCUUUGAACCACUCUAAGAAAAACUAACUUCCUGGAUUUUGCUCACCAAGCACAUUUGGAUUUUUGUGAUUUUUUUCCGUAAUUAAGGAAGGGAAUCGGAUUGUGAUGUCUCGUUGAAUGCUUAGCAAGGUGAUAGAAUCAAUUUUUUUUUGACAGUGGAUGUUUAAUUUGUUCGGAAUGGCAACAGAAGUUAAAGUGCCUGUGACACCAUAAAAAACUUAAAUGGCAUUAUUAUCCAAAUUAAAAUCAUAUUUCUAGACAAUUCGACUACAUACGACAAAAAACGCAGAUGACGAGAAAUGAGUACCGUAUUUUUCGGACUACAAGUCGCACCUGAGUAUAAGUCGCACCAGCCAUAAAAUGUCCAACGAAGAGAAAAAAAACAUAUAAGGCAUUGUAAGGUAUUGUAAGUCGCAUUUUUGGGGGGAAAUUUACUUGAUAAAAUCCAACACAUACAGUGUCUUGCAAAAGUAUUCGGCCCCCUUGAAUCUUGCAACCUUUCGCCACA